Brachypodium distachyon (stiff brome) is the source of this 1577-nucleotide messenger RNA. RefSeq names its product MADS-box transcription factor 21. NCBI's taxonomy places the organism in Eukaryota, Viridiplantae, Streptophyta, Magnoliopsida, Poales, Poaceae. The transcript is spliced from 2 exons. Bases 655 to 1311 code for a protein of 218 amino acids. The record is from RefSeq and is a predicted model, not a curated record.
UGCCUUCCUCUUUCCUCUCUCUAACAGAAAAGAAGAAGAAGAAGAAGAAAAUUCCCAAAUUUCUCUCUUUCUUCCACUUGACUCGCUCUCCAAAUCCGCCUCGAAUUCCUCGCUCCGUCCGCAGCCAUUACCGGGGGCUGCUCUCCUUCCUCCCUCCCUCAGAUCCCCUCUUCGCACACUCCGUGUCCCUCGACCGAGAGGAGCCAGCCAGCGAGGAACAAUCCCCCGCUCAUCAACACCACCCCGCCUUCCUGCCAGUAGAGGAUCCCUUAUGAGCUGGUCGGCUGUGGUUUCACUUCAAUUUGGGGGAUACUAAAAUGGGUCAGGAGCUGGGCAAAGACAAGCUUGGAUCAAACUUAACAGUGGAUGAGAUAGCCAGCGCUUUCUACUUCUCGCUCCUGCUCUCCCCUGUCGUCUCCUUCUGGGAUUGCAUCUUUCGCAAGAUAAGAUACUCAUUCAGACCUGAGUGGGUGUAGCAUUCAGCAGCUACCGUUUCAGCACUAGUUGGUCCGGAAGUAAAUCGACGGGCCCUUAGGAAAGCAUCUAGACAGAAGUCCAAGAAAUGAACUUUGAAGGUUUUGGUUUUCCGUAACUAUAAUUAGUAGAGGAGUUUAGCUGAGAUAGUCAAUAGCAGGCAGACACAGUACAGUUGCCAUGGAAAAGGCUGUGGGUAAUCAGGCAGGCAAGGUCUUGAAGAAAGGAAAGAAGAAGCAAGCGAAAGAUGAACUGGAUCGCCAGAAGCAAGCUGAGAAGAAGAGGAGGCGGCUAGAGAAAGCACUUGCAAACUCCGCUGCCAUUAUCUCAGAGCUGGAAAAGAAGAAGCAGAAGAAGAAGGAAGAACAGCAAAGGCUGGACGAGGAAGGUGCUUCGAUAGCUGAAGCAGUUGCUCUUCAUGUUCUCAUAGGUGAGGACUCCGAUGAAUCCCGCCAUUUGAUGCUAAACAAGCACAGAAGAUGCAACGAUUGGGAGCCCUCGGCUGGUUUCGAUUUCACCGUGGACAUGCAAGGCACUGAUAUAUACUCCCCCGGUGGACUCGUGUGCGCCAAUCAUGCUUAUGCUCCCAAAGGGAGGUGGAUUGAUUGGGGGAAUGCCCAGCCAUUGCCAACCUGGGGAGAAGUGCGGGACCUCAAAGCAUCGUACUAUCAGGGAACAUUCCAUCAGUCCGUUCCCUGUCCAGGUUUCAUGGCAGCCCAGGCAGUCUCGUCGUUGCAGAUCGGAGAAGAUUCAUCUGAGAUGACCUCACCGAGCCAAGGAGUCGUCAAUAGGAUGCUUGGUGGCGGCAACAGGCUCAACCUUUACAGAGAGAUAUAAGAAGCAAAUACACACAUCGUCAUAGUAUUUUUGUAUAUAGUCACCAAAGGUGUGCUGACUAUUCUGCCUGCAGCUAUUAUCAGAAGAAUCUGAUAGUGCAUCUUGUUUGCUGUUUUCGCCAAGUCAGUGGGAUAGGAUAUUUUGUGUCUGUUAAGUACAUUGGUAUUGUAAUGAACGUUAUCAUUUUGAUUCUCUGCUGGUUUUUCUUUCAAAGACGUAAGGCUAUAUAGUCAAGAAGAGAACAUAUAACUGAUUGCACUGAAUUA